Molecule: messenger RNA, 745 nt
Organism: Emiliania huxleyi CCMP1516
Lineage: Eukaryota; Haptophyta; Isochrysidales; Noelaerhabdaceae
Exons: 10
Coding region: 64-438 (124 amino acids)
Source: RefSeq, a predicted model, not a curated record
GACUUGUGAGCGCCCGCUGCGCGUGCUGUGGCUCGCGGCUAGCUCGCGUCUUCCGCGUGCGGGAUGUUAGCGGCGGACAAGCUACUGCUGCAGUCCAACGUCAAGCAGCGCGCCAUCCAGCUCCGCGAGAAGGAGCUCAACCUCUUCAAUGACAACUUCAACGCGGUGGGUACCCAGUCCGCCGUCCUCGCCGGCUUCGCCAUGACCAGCUUUGCCGAGAUCGACCUCCCCCACAACGCGUACUUUGCGACAAAGGCUUGCCUCCACCUCUUCGUCACCAUCUCCAUCUGCGCGAAUCUGAUGUGCACAGCCUCCACCACCUUUGUCUCCGUGUGGGGAAGCGGAAAGGCGCUGCGAGGGAAGGACGGGUCGAUGGACACGGCGGUCGAGGGAAUGAGCCAGGCGCCGCUUCAGAAGGGGUGUCCGUUCCUCGUAUGACUGCCGCUGCUGAGGGUUGCUGUUUCUGCGCAGGAGCGCUCCUUCAUCUUCACCUGCUUCGGCGUCGGCCUGAUCACGACCUUGCUCGCGCUGAUGUCUGCGAGCUGGAUCCUGAUGACCGCCGAGGUUGCUUGCGUCGCGACGGUCGGAAUCUCGUGGUGCAUCUAUGUAAUCGUGCGGCAGGCGUGCCGCAUCCACGACAAGUUCCGGCUGACGGGGAAGAAGGACACCGUGUCUUUCGACGACAUCAUGAACUCAGGAGUGCUGCCGGGCGGCGGGGCGGGGAUCAGGCACGACGCGGGCGAGG